Elephantulus edwardii (Cape elephant shrew) is the source of this 1483-nucleotide messenger RNA. RefSeq names its product HERPUD family member 2 (gene HERPUD2). Gene Ontology annotation, molecular function: protein binding. Gene Ontology annotation, biological process: endoplasmic reticulum unfolded protein response. The coding region runs from base 263 to 1483 and encodes 406 amino acids. NCBI's taxonomy places the organism in Eukaryota, Metazoa, Chordata, Mammalia, Macroscelidea, Macroscelididae. The transcript has 8 exons. The record is from RefSeq and is a predicted model, not a curated record.
CCUGCGCAGUCCCGAGCCCGGCGGAACCCGGACCUGGCGGGGAGAUCUGUACGGGGCCGUAGACCCCCGCGGCUGUCGCCUCUGCCCAGCCUUGGGAUCGGCCAUGGCCUUCGUAUCGUCCGAUGCUCUUGUGACUGACUUGGACUCGAGAUUUUAAGAACUCCCUGCUGUCCCCCAUCCUAGUUGCGAAGGCUGUAGCCGCCUUGGCUCCCGUGGGUUUAACUGCUGUUUUCGCUUGGCUCCGUCCAACUUUGGAGUUACCAUGGAUCAAAGUGGUAUGGAGAUUCCUGUGACCCUCGUCAUUAAAGCACCGAAUCAGAAAUACAGUGACCAGACUAUUAGCUGCUUCUUGAACUGGACAGUGGGAAAACUAAAAAUGCAUCUGUCUAACGUGUACCCUAGCAAACCUUUGACAAAGGAUCAGAGGUUGGUGUAUUCGGGCAGACUGCUUCCCGAUCAUCUGCAGCUGAAAGACAUUCUCAGAAAACAAGAUGAGUAUCAUAUGGUUCAUCUAGUAUGUACUUCUCGGACUCCUCCCAGUUCUCCAAAAUCUUGCACCAGUAGAGAAAAUCAUGAAGCAUUGGCACCCAGCAGCAAUUCUAAUUCUGAUCAUUCAGGAUCAACAACUCCAUCUUCCAGUCAAGAAACCUUGUCUAUAGGUGCCAGUUCUUCCUCUGAAGGAUUAAGGCAGCGCACUAUUCCACCAGCACAAACUGACCCUGCACAAAGUCAUCAGUUCCCAUAUGUCAUGCAAGGAAACAUAGACAACCAGUUUCCCGGGCAAGCAGUUCCGGCUGGGUUCCCAGUUUAUCCUGCCUUCAACCCCCUGCAGAUGCUCUGGUGGCAACAGAUGUAUGCUCACCAGUAUUACAUGCAAUAUCAAGCUGCAGUUUCAGCUCAGGCCACAUCAAAUGCCAACCCAGUCCAGCCUGGUGUUCCACAGCCUCUACAUAUGGCACAUGUUCCUGGAGAAGAACCCCAACCAGCUCCAAACCUAAUGGCUCAAGAAAACCAGCCCAUGAAUGAUAAUGUACAAAUGAAUGCCCAAGGAGGCCCAGUGCUAAACGAAGAAGACUUCAAUCGAGACUGGCUGGACUGGAUGUACACGUUCUCUCGAGCUGCAAUUCUCCUUAGCAUUGUAUACUUCUAUUCUUCUUUCAGUAGGUUUAUCAUGGUAAUGGGAGCCAUGCUACUGGUUUAUCUGCACCAAGCUGGAUGGUUUCCUUUUAGGCAAGAAGGAGGUCAGCAACAGGCUCCCAAUAAUAAUGCUGAAAUGAACAAUGAUGGGCAAAAUGCAAACAAUCUAGAGCUAGAAGAAAUGGAGCGUCUUAUGGAUGAUGGGCUUGAAGAUGAGAGUGGGGAAGAUGCAGGUGAAGAUGCCAGUGCAGUUCAAAGGCCUGGACUGAUGGCUUCAGCGUGGUCUUUCAUCACCACCUUCUUCACUUCUCUCAUACCAGAAGGGCCUCCCCAGGUUGCCAAUUAG